Molecule: messenger RNA, 1299 nt
Organism: Gaeumannomyces tritici R3-111a-1
Lineage: Eukaryota; Fungi; Ascomycota; Sordariomycetes; Magnaporthales; Magnaporthaceae
Exons: 6
Coding region: 1-1299 (432 amino acids)
Biological process (GO): carbohydrate metabolic process
Molecular function (GO): UDP-glycosyltransferase activity; hexosyltransferase activity
Source: RefSeq, a predicted model, not a curated record
AUGCUGCCGGCCACGAGGCCGAGGUGGACUGGGAUGCCCCCCCCUCCCUACCAAUUGCACUCCUCAGGCACCGUCCUGGCCAGUGCCGCAGCCGUGAACGAGCACGGUGGUGUCGAUAUUGACUUCUCCUCAACGAGUCCCGAGGAGCUCGAGCGACUCCUGCCGCCACCCCCCGCUGUUAGGACAGAUGCGCAGCCGCCCCAGGAGUCCACUGGCGGCGGCAGGCGGUGUCCCAUACUCAAUAUCGUAGUUCAGGUCGUCGGCAGCAGGGGCGAUGUACAGCCUUUAAUCGCAUUGGGCACCGCCCUCCAGCGAUACGGCCACCGCGUCCGGCUGGCUAUCCACGACACCUUUGCCGAUUUUGUGCACAAGUCGGGUCUCGAGUUCUAUCCCAUCGGCGGCGACCCCGAGGACCUCAUGGCUUACAUGGUUAAAAACCCCGGCUUGAUCCCUUCUAUGGAGAGCCUGCGCGGCGGCGACAUUGGCCGCAAGCGCAGAAUGAUGCGCGAGAUGCUCCGGGGCUGCUGGCGGUCCUGCGUUGAGCCCGACGAGGUGUCCCACGCACCCUUUGUCGCCGACGCCAUCAUCGCCAACCCUCCCAGCUUUGCCCACGUGCACUGCGCCGAGGCCCUCGGGGUGCCGCUGCACAUGAUGUUCACCAUGCCCUGGACCGCCACCAGGGCCUUCUCGCACCCUCUCGCCAACGUGCGCUCCGCCAACGUGAAUCCGCGCUUGUCCAACUACCUGAGCUACGGUGUUGUCGACCUGAUGACCUGGCAGGGGCUGGGAGACGUCAUUAACGACUGGCGGGUCAAAGACCUGGGCCUCGACCCGCUUGCCGCCGCCGUCGGCCCGGACAUUGUCGCCAUCACCAAGAUCCCCCACACGUACUGCUGGUCGCCCGCGCUUGUCCCCAAGCCCACCGACUGGGGCGACACGGUCGACAUUUGCGGCUUCUUCAUGCGCGACGAGCCGGCCUACGAGCCGCCCCCGGACCUGGCGCGGUUCCUCGCGAGCGGGCCCGAGCCCGUCUACGUGGGCUUCGGGAGCAUCGUGCUGGACGACCCCGCCCGCGUGACCAGGGCCAUUCACGAGGCGUGCCGGCGCCUCGGCGUUAGGGUCAUCAUCUCGCGUGGCUGGAGCAAGCUCGGAGGCGACGACCCGAGUACCGACGACGUUUUCUACCUGGGAGACUGCCCUCACGAGUGGCUCUUCAAGCGCGUCUCCGCCGUUGUCCAUCACGGUGGUGCAGGCACCACCGCGUGCGGGCUGUUCGCAGAGCUGGCUGGAAAGAGGUAG